GUUGAGACAAGUGAAUAAAACGAACGUAUUGGAUUAUUAUGAUAUUUGAGAAUAGCGAAACGUGAUAAGUGCGUCAUAAUUGAUAAUUCUAUUUUUUCUUUUCUUUUUCUAUUCAAACGUUUUUCAAUAGUGGCGAUAAGUAAAACGUUUCUUAAUAAUUCGCAUAUGAUUUUCGUACGUUUCGAACGAAAAGGUCCUUCACGAUAUUCAUGACAUUUAUCCAACGAAAGAAAUGAGUUCAUUUGAAACGUUAUUAUUGAAUGAAUUCUUUUCUUUUCUUUUAUUUUUUUUUUUUAAGUUUUUUUUUUCUCGUCAAACGAUUUCUUGGAUUCUUUUGAAAACGAAGAUUUUGAAAGUAAACGAGAGAGGAAGUGGGAAGUGAUAAAACAUUCUAAGAAACUAUCCACGUGGAGGAAAUCAAGUUAAACCUGCGGAACGCGAUGGAGGGAGAUAUAAUGUUUUUGCGUCCUUGGUCUUAAGGCUUUAAUAUAUAAAGGCAAACAGUGUGGCUCUUACUGCAGAAUUAGAACGGGGAAAGUCUCGGUCCUAUAUAUUUGUAUGCAGAAGUAAUGCCGACGAAUGAAAAUAAGAAGUUGAACGAGUUGUUGAUAAAUACAUCAGAUUUUUAUAAACAAAGUGAUAAUACUGUAGAAUCCAAUAUAUCGUUAAAUCGAAAAUUUUUGAAUGAUUCUACGAUGUCGUCGAAGGGAUUGCACGGUAUUCCGAUAAAUUCAAAUGGAUCAGAAGUUGUCAUUGGUGAACGUUUAACGAACAAUUUAUUGAAUGAUGAAGAAACCAAUCAGAUUGGGGGAUACUACGAAAGUUUAUCCAAUCGUAUCCUACAUGAAAAAUUUUUAAGAGACUUGAUUGAUAUAUUACUGGAUAAAGCAAUUUUCGAGGGUACGUCAAGGAAUGAGAAAGUCGUGGAGUGGGUGGAACCAAAGACACUUCCUUCUUUGAUAGAUUUGACGUUACCAAUGGAAGGAGUAUCACAUGAAGAAUUGCUGUCGUUAGCUCGUAAUAUUAUAAAGUAUAGCGUGAAAACAGGUCAUCCACAUUUCGUCAAUCAACUUUUCUCCAGCGUAGAUCCUUACGGUCUCGUAGGUCAAUGGUUGACUGAUGCUUUAAAUCCUUCAGUUUACACUUACGAAGUAUCACCAGUGUUUUCCUUGAUGGAGAACGAGGUGCUCGAAGAAAUGAGAAAAAUAAUUGGUUGGGAAAAUGGCCGAGGCGAUGGAAUAUUUUGUCCUGGUGGCUCAUUGGCCAAUGGUUAUGCUAUUAAUUUAGCUCGUCAUUAUAAAUUUCCUGAAUUAAAGGAAAUUGGUUUAUCGCAAAUGUCUAGACUCGUUGUAUUCACAUCUGAGGAUGCUCAUUAUUCGGUGAAGAAAUUGGCUGCUUUCCUUGGUAUCGGUGCUAGCAAUGUUUAUUGCGUUAAGGUCGAUGAACGUGGUAAAAUGUGCGUUCAGGAUUUAGAAAAACGAAUCAACGAAGCUCUGCGCCAGAAAGCUAUACCCUUGAUGGUAUCUGCCACCGCCGGUACGACAGUUUUAGGUGCAUUCGAUCCACUCGAAGACAUAGCUGCUAUUUGCAAAAAAUACAACAUUUGGCUCCACGUUGACGCAGCUUGGGGUGGGGGUGCUUUGAUGUCGAAGAAGUAUCGUUUUUUGCUCAACGGUGUUGAGCUGGCAGAUUCGAUAACUUGGAACCCUCACAAGUUGCUCGCCGCACCUCAACAAUGUUCGACUCUUUUGAUACAACACGAAGGUUUACUUGAAUCUGCACAUGCCUCAAAAGCGAGCUAUUUGUUCCAACCAGACAAAUUUUACGAUACUUCUUAUGAUUCUGGCGACAAGCACAUUCAAUGUGGUCGAAGAGCUGACGUAUUGAAAUUUUGGUUUAUGUGGAAGGCCAAAGGUACCUAUGGUUUUGAGAAACACGUCGAUCGUGUCUUUGAAUUAUCACGAUAUUUUACCGAUUACAUUCGUCAACGAGAUGGAUGGAAACUUAUGUUAGAGCCCGAAUGUACGAAUGUUUGUUUCUGGUAUACACCGCCAUUGAAACGUCAUUUAAAAGACGAAGAAUUAUCCAAUCUUCUUCAUAAAAUUGCUCCGGUCAUUAAGGAGCGUAUGGUCCGUAAAGGAUCCAUGCUAAUUACAUAUCAAUCUUUACAUAAUCUUCCUAAUUUCUUCAGGCUUGUUUUACAAAACUCCGGAUUGACGGAAGCUGACAUGAGAUUUUUUGUCGAUGAAAUAGAAAGGUUAUCGUCUGACCUCUGAAAAUAUCAACAUAUUAUCGAUGAUAUCAAUGAAAGUAUAAAAUACCAUUUUCUUAUAAAUUUGGAAUUUACAAACUCAUAUCAUGUAAAUAGUAUUUUUAAUAUCCAUGUAUUAAUAUAGAUAUACACGUACAUAAAUGUAUAUAUGUACCUAAAAAAAAUA
Molecule: messenger RNA, 2438 nt
Organism: Vespa mandarinia (Asian giant hornet)
Lineage: Eukaryota; Metazoa; Arthropoda; Insecta; Hymenoptera; Vespidae
Gene: black
Product: glutamate decarboxylase-like protein black
Biological process (GO): carboxylic acid metabolic process
Cellular component (GO): cytoplasm
Molecular function (GO): pyridoxal phosphate binding; carboxy-lyase activity
Source: RefSeq, a predicted model, not a curated record